This is a messenger RNA of Trichoderma gamsii, 1938 nucleotides long. RefSeq lists its product as hypothetical. The transcript has a single exon. The record is from RefSeq and is a predicted model, not a curated record. Lineage: Eukaryota; Fungi; Ascomycota; Sordariomycetes; Hypocreales; Hypocreaceae. The coding region runs from base 1 to 1938 and encodes 645 amino acids.
AUGUUUCGAACCAGAGAAGAGACAAAGGAGCUAUGCGCACUAUUGGAAUCUCAUAAGUCAGCUCUCGACUCAAUCAGUGACCAGACCGAAGACGACACAGAUGAGCUGCGUGCAUUUGUUCUUCUAAAAGACACUAUCAUUCACGAUGUGUCGUCACGGGGAUCUUUUUUCGCCUGGAGAAACAGAUCCAUUUAUAUUGAUUUGAUUUCAUCACACUUUCCGCUCAAUUCAGAACAACGACGUGUCCAUGGGGCCAAGCAGGGAUUCGCAGUUAUCCGCCAACCCCACGAGCCACCAAAGUUCUCUGCUCAAGUAGUUCCCCCUUAUUUCGACCCAACCGUCGCGAUAGGAUGGAUUGGCCACUGCAGAGAACAUCAUCGAAAAACAUGCUUUUCUCAGAAAAAUGCGUCUGCCAUCAAUCUAAGGCUGAUCAACUGCGAGACUCUCGUCGUGGAACAAGGACGCUCAGAAUUCUCAUACGUAGCCCUGAGCUAUGUCUGGGGUUCAUCUACUGUCUGCGACCAGUAUUCUCUCGAGUCAGCGUCCGGCAGCAUAUUUGCUCUCCCUUCUGUCCUGCCAGCCGUAAUCUUGGACGCAAUAGCCGUGACCAAAUCGCUUGGCUUCCAGUAUCUGUGGGUGGACAAAUUCUGCAUCGAUCAAACCAAUAACGAAGUGAAGCAUCUGCAAAUUACGCAAAUGGAUUCUGUCUAUGAAAAUGCCGAAUUAACCAUCAUUGCGGCCGCUGGGGUCGAUGAGACUCAUGGCUUGCCUGGAGUCGGCUCCAAACCGCGAUCUGCCCAACCUAUUGCGCGCGUUGGGGGCCUAACCGUCUUAUCAACCAUGAGAGAUGUCCAAGACUCGAUCCGUUCUUCAAAAUGGUUGACAAGAGGAUGGACCUUUCAAGAAGCAUUGCUCACUCGACGCCGCCUCGUAUUUACAGAAGAACAAGUCUAUUUCGAGUGCGCUGCAAUGAACUGCUGUGAGAGUUUUUCUGGGUCGACUGACGCAUUGUACAACGAAUGGGGGUCAACGUCACCACAGUAUCAAAGACCUGGCAUGUUUGAAAGAUCUGGCUGGCAGAAAUUCGUUGGCUUCCGCGGCAGACCUGGGAAUACCCUAAACAUCUUUAUACGAUAUCUGACUGCGGUCGAGGAUUACACAGCUAGGGAACUACGAUUUGAGCACGAUUCAUUAAACGCAUUUGCUGGAAUAAUGAAGAAAUUCGAGAGGGCUCGUGAGCCAAUCACUCAGCUAUGGGGCAUUCCCACUACGAUCAAGCGCCCAGAACUGACAAAACGCUGCUUUGUCGAGGCUCUAUGCUGGAGACAUGUUCAUAGCUGCUGGGACAGUCUUUCACAGCCCAUCCGCAGGCCGGACUUCCCCUCCUGGUCAUGGGCUGGCUGGGCUGGAAAGGUAGAAUACGCGAUAAUGUCCGAUUCGGAUUCCAUGGUGUCCCAACUUCCCAUGAUACAGCUUUCUGAAUGGCAGCAGUCAAUCCUAAACGCGGCAGUGCACGUAAAUAUAUCUCUCGAAUCUGAAGCAGGUCAGAUCUUGGAACUGAACGAUAAAGCAGAGUCUAUCUCGACUGAUCGCUUUAGCGUGGCUUUCGCUAGAGUUCUCCGAUUACAGGGUGGCGUCUUUCCUCCAUCCUCAUUUUCAUAUAACAGGAAGCAAAGAUGGAAGCUAUUAGGGCUUCCUGCAAAGAUGUCCCUAUCUCAGGGGCCAGAUAGCCAAGAUCGGCUUCUCGAGCAGUUAAAUAAGAAGGAUGGUAGCCUGCUCUGCAUUCAUAUUAGAGACAUUGGCACCACCAUCUUUGGUCUUAUUAUUGAAAUGCGAGGCAGGGUUUCUUCCAGGGUUGGCCUCAUCACUGCUGAUUGGCAUGGCUACAAGGAACCAAAUUAUGGCCUCCUUGAGCAGAGAACUUUUCGCAUAGUAUAG